This is a messenger RNA of Elephantulus edwardii (Cape elephant shrew), 966 nucleotides long. RefSeq lists its product as uncharacterized. Bases 1 to 966 code for a protein of 321 amino acids. Lineage: Eukaryota; Metazoa; Chordata; Mammalia; Macroscelidea; Macroscelididae. The record is from RefSeq and is a predicted model, not a curated record. The transcript has 2 exons.
AUGGCAUAUUGCUCCUACUUCAACAGUGACAGUCCUGACACAGAGGACAGCUGCUCACAAUCUAACCUGAGUGUCUCUGUGGGCUACUUCCCCAGCCAUGACAUCUUUUUCUAUGAGAACACAACCUCUGAUGAAGAAAUAGCCUCUCAGAUUCCUUCCCUCCACUUCCUCCCUCCAGUCCAAGGGAUGUGGAAGGUUGCUGGCACACUGAGACUCAGGAGGCGACACAACCAAAGUGAGGACAUCAUGCGGAAGUUUUCCAAACUAAGGGUGGCCAUUGCAUGGGAUGUCGACGUGACCUCUAACAACUCAGACUCAACAGCUGCCUGGGAUCUAAAUGGAACCAACCAGUGUAUCAACAGAAAUCCAGACAAGAUGACCGAACUGACUCUCAGUAAACUGGAGGAUCUUGUGAAAAAGCUUGAGGAAUUUGUAGAACAUCAGAGAGACAAUGAAGAUGGUACCUCUGUUUUCAACGACUCUUCUCAGGAUGAAGACUUCCAGCUAUCUAAUGACUCCAGCUCCCCUUCGGAACAUACGGCUCAGGUAGGUCAUCAGAAACAAAGUCCUUGUCAAGACACAGCCAACUUCAAACCACCAAAAAAUGAAGACGUCAUCAAGGUUCCACAGAUUCCUCUAAGGCAUCAGGAACAUGAACUCAGAGAGAUAAACCAGCCAAUUGGUCACUUAGAGACAAGCACAAUAGAAGCCUCAAAUGCAUCAUCUCAGGCAGAGGAGGAAGACAGUCCUUCAGACACACAAACCGCAUCCUUUCUAAACUUUGGAGAUACCUUCCAGAAGCUGAGGCAGCAAGUGGUCCCCUCACUAGUGAGGGAAAAGCGCCCUGAGAAGAUCACCAAGAGCCCCUGGUGGGUGACCCUGAAGAGAAGACUCCUUCAAAGAUAUAAGAGAAUCCAGCCUCAGGAAUCUCCCAUUUCAGAAGAUUCAUGUGACGAGAUUGUUUAA